AUGGAGCGGAGAUUGGGGCAGCUAUCGGUGACAAAUGAUAUAUUCACCAAAGAGGAUGGUGAUUUCUUGGUGAAGCAUGGAGCACUUCCUGAAGAGAGAAUACGUUCUGUGGAAACUGGGGGAUGCCCUCAUGCUGCAAUUCGCGAAGACAUCAGCAUUAAUCUAGGCCCUCUUGAGGAGCUUUCUAACUUGUACAAGGCAGACAUACUUCUUUGUGAAUCAGGCGGAGAUAAUUUAGCUGCGAACUUCAGCAGGGAGCUGGCUGACUAUAUUAUUUACAUCAUAGAUGUAUCUGGUGGUGAUAAAAUUCCACGAAAAGGUGGCCCUGGAAUCACUCAAGCUGACCUUCUGGUGAUAAACAAGACUGACCUUGCACAAGCAGUUGGAGCGUGACGCACUUCGAAUGCG
Molecule: messenger RNA, 408 nt
Organism: Rosa chinensis
Lineage: Eukaryota; Viridiplantae; Streptophyta; Magnoliopsida; Rosales; Rosaceae
Product: urease accessory protein G-like
Exons: 4
Coding region: 1-393 (130 amino acids)
Molecular function (GO): nickel cation binding; GTPase activity
Source: RefSeq, a predicted model, not a curated record